Molecule: messenger RNA, 1262 nt
Organism: Armigeres subalbatus
Lineage: Eukaryota; Metazoa; Arthropoda; Insecta; Diptera; Culicidae
Gene: Nup44A
Product: nucleoporin seh1
Exons: 4
Coding region: 104-1186 (360 amino acids)
Biological process (GO): positive regulation of TORC1 signaling; cellular response to amino acid starvation
Cellular component (GO): Seh1-associated complex; nuclear pore outer ring
Molecular function (GO): protein binding; structural molecule activity
Source: RefSeq, a predicted model, not a curated record
UCAUAACAUAUGAUUUUGUUGUAAAAGUGCUUCCCACGGUUUUUUAUCGGUUGAUUUUGAUUGUGAAUUUCGAACGGAAUUAAUACGGAAUAUACUCAUAAAAAUGUUUGAAAACCAAGCCAUACAUACAGAGCACAAGGACGUUAUUCACGAUGUUGCGUAUGAUUAUUAUGGACAGCGAAUGGCCACUUGUUCGAGCGAUCAAUAUGUCAAGGUCUGGGAUCAAAAUGACGCUGGCGUAUGGAGUGUGACGGCCAGUUGGAAAGCCCAUUCUGGUUCAGUUUGGCGGCUAUCGUGGGCACAUCCCGAAUUCGGCCAAGUGUUGGCGACUUGUUCUUUUGACAGAACAGUCUCCGUAUGGGAGGAAACCGUUGGCGAAAAAAGUUCCCCAACAAUGUCACCGGUGAAACGCUGGGUCCGUCGUACAAAUUUGGUCGACUCGAGAACAAGCGUGACGGAUGUCAAAUUUGCACCCAAAUCACAAGGACUGGUAUUGGCGACCUGUUCUGCUGAUGGAAUUAUACGUAUUUACGAAGCUCCCGACAUUAUGAACCUCUCCCAAUGGACUCUGUCGCACGAAAUUGCCGUAAAAAUUCCCCUUAGUUGUCUUUCGUGGAACCAAUCUAUGUUUCGUCUACACGCUCCAAUGAUUGCUGCCGGAAGUGAUGAUUCAUCUCAAAGUUCGGGAGGGAAAGUUUUUAUAUUUGAAUAUAGCGAGAACUCGCGACGCUGGGCAAAAACAGACACCAUCAAUUCUAUCAUCGAACCUGUGCACGAUAUUGCAUUUGCGCCCAAUGUGGGUCGCAGUUACCACAUUUUAGCAGUGGCUAGUAAAGAUGUCCAAAUCUUUAACUUGAAACCAACUUUGGAACCAGCAUCUAGUUCCCGAUUGGAUAUCCAACAAGUGGCACAGUUCGGUGACCAUUACUGCACAGUUUGGCGAGUUACUUGGAAUAUUACGGGAACAAUGUUGGCUUCAACUGGAGAUGAUGGUUGCGUUCGAAUGUGGAAAAUGAAUUAUCUGAAAAGUUGGAGAUGUGCUGCUGUUCUCAAAGCGGAAAACUCGCAAACGGUGCAGGAAAACUCCAUUGCACCAUCGCUCAACUUAUCCAGUUUGGUCAACGCCACUGCAAAGUACUACAAACGUGGAACUAUUAGUCAUCCUACUCAGGUGCCGAGGCAUUAAUUUAUUUUGGAAUAUCCAAUUACGAUUAAUGUGGUGAAUAAAAUUUCUUAUGUUAAUAUUGAAUAAAUCAAGAAAA